CCAGCCUGUGUGACCUGCCUCCCUUGCCAAGGGCCGCCAGGGAGGUGGAGGGGGGGGGGCAGUGCCGGCAGCUGACCUCCUGGGAGCCUCAGCACCCGCCUUUCUUCCUCCCCAGGGGGCCCUGUUAAUUCUUUCAACCUGCACCAUGAACUCAUGGAUCCUGGCCUGCCUGGUGGUCUGCUUCGUGGGUGCCUGGACCCCCGCUGUCCACACCCAAGGUGUCUCUGAGGACUGCUGCCUGGCGUACCACCGCCUGCCGUGGGCCGUGCUCCAGCGCACCCGCGGCUACCAGCUCCAGGAGGUGAGCGGAAGCUGCAAUCUGCCCGCCGUGAGAUUCUGCCUGAAACACAGAAUAGUGUGCGGGAACCCACAGGACGAGAUGGUGCGAAGGGCCAUGCAGUUGCUGAACACACGGAGGAAGUCCUGCCACCAUUCUCAGAUGACUCUGCAAGGGAGGAAGAAGCCUAGAAAGUCCUGGCCACCAUCAUCCAAGCAGAGCAGUCCCGCCGGCAAUGGCAAGAGGAAUGCCACCCUCCGGACAGCAGCAAAACUGGGGCUCUGAGCCCACGCGUCUCCGUCUCCGGGAUCCGCCAACACAAGAGGAUCUUCCUCCGCCAGAACAAGUCACCCCGGCAAG
Lepus europaeus (European hare) is the source of this 637-nucleotide messenger RNA. It is a transcript of the gene CCL25, whose product is annotated as C-C motif chemokine ligand 25. The transcript is spliced from 5 exons. Bases 146 to 562 code for a protein of 138 amino acids. Gene Ontology annotation, cellular component: extracellular region. Gene Ontology annotation, biological process: immune response. Gene Ontology annotation, molecular function: chemokine activity. The record is from RefSeq and is a predicted model, not a curated record. Lineage: Eukaryota; Metazoa; Chordata; Mammalia; Lagomorpha; Leporidae.